AUGAUCACGCCGGCAGAUGUCUCCGCGACAAGCUCUCUCGACCGGGAAACCAUUUCAGGUUCUUCGGAUCGGGUCGGAGCCUCUCCUAUGCAGAAUGACCAAAGCACCUCAAUUGCAGAUAGUCACGGUGUCACUAAUGCAUAUUCGCCUGAGGACCGUCAAGUCAGUCCAGUUCAAAAUUCAGCCCAAGAUCCAGCCCAAGAUGUUGCCACAGGAUCGGCCACGAUCAAUAGCUCGGCUUUCUCCUUGCACCAAGCAAUAAAGAACCAUGAUAUGGAGUCUCUGAAUCGCCUCUUGAAUCAGGGGGUUGAUGUAAACAGCACUAACGGAGACUAUGAGCGGCCGCUUUACUACGCCUGUGAAGUUGGCCUUCAAGAGGCUGUUGAGCCCCUUUUAGAAGCCGGCGCGGACGCAGAAGCCAGGUCGAUCAACUAUGUUUCGUCACCACACCCGACCGCCCUGUUUCUGACUGUCGAAAAGUCUUGGAUUCAGCUGACGGAACUGCUUUUGAAAAGUGGCGCUGAUAUCAAUGCUACAAACCUAAAGCACUCGACAGUGCUUUCUAUGGCGAUUCACAAGCGAGAUGUGAACAUGAUUCGCCUACUGCUUCGUUAUGGUGCGGACAAGAAUCUACAGAACCUGGAUGGCGAGACUUCAAUUGACCUUGCCCGAGGCUCGCAAGACAUCUCAUCACUGUUUGAAAGGUCACAAGGCCCUCCAACGACGACAGCCGAACUGCAAGAGGCUUGUCGUGUGCCAAUACACAGGGUUCGACCUCCCACAUACAAUCGCGAUAAAAUGAUCGCAUGCCAUAACUUUCAGGCCGCACUCGUUGAAUUCCAUGUGGACAAAUUUGAAGAGCGCAAGACGGAGAUCAUGAGUGUCUAUGAACUUCUGUAUGGCCAUAAACCUUCAGCAAAGCCAUCAGAGGAGGGAACAAACCACCGUGUAUUUCGAUGGUACCAUUUGCCAGCAAACAAUAUGGAAUGGGUGGAGGCGACAGGACUUGGUGGCACGACUGGUGUUCGAAUCGAGUCUUUGCAGAUUAGCCUGACCGGUGAUGAGAAGGUCUCGAAACAGAUUGUAGCAUUUGCCCCUUACCUGCACUUUGAAGAUCAACCAAAAUUUGCAGCCAGAACUGAUGAGCUGCGCGGCAUUCUCAGCUCGUUGGCAGAAGUGAAGACAAGAAUGGUGCAUCCAAGCAGGAGAAGAGAUUACAAUUCCAGCAGGCCUUAUGAGAGACUCGACCCAGACGAUCCAUCUAAUUGGAGGGCCGCUGAGUCCUUGCAUAUUCAUCUGCUCAAAGGAUACUUGACACCUGAAAUGAAAAAUGAUGUACCUCGGCUACAUAUACGACGUACUCUGGAUCAGUAUCUUUACACUCAUUUAGACACACAAGAGCGCGACAAAGAUCAAGUGGUUUCCAGAUGGAUGGCCAGAUCAAAUAACCCAUCUAUCUCGAAGGUUCCAAAGAUGUUCAUGGUAGACCAACUGUGGCUCUGGAUCAUCAAUGAAGAAGAUACCGUGAUAACAUGCGCCUCCGAAGAUAUGAACAGCCUCUCAGCUCCCCUGGCGCCAAUAGAACCCGCCCGAAGUCCGCUUGUAAACAAUGAGCGUAACCAUGCUUCAGAAUCAUUACAAAGAGCACAAGAGACUGCUGUUCCUAGCAUUCUAACAAUGAUUAGAAACCGAACAAGGGAUCAGAGAGGACGAGAGUUGACCCGUACGGCCCCUGAGUUCUUGCCAGCAUCUCCGGGUCCUUCCAUAAAUCACCUGUCAUCCGUUGAAGAUGUGUCAGGACCGAGAGCAGAAGUCAAAAACAGCGAAAGCCCCGUCAUUACCGGCCAUACCCCUCUAGAUGUACGGCAGAAAAUUUUGAGGUAUCUUGAAAAAGUCGACAGGGCACCCAUAGAGACUCCCUAUCAGCUGGCUAGCAUAAUCACACGACUCUCCAUGAGUGUAUUUGACCACCAUGAAGUACCAGCAGAAUUCCAAUUCUUUGACUUCUUUGAACAAUCAAUUGGAGUAGUUGUAACACAUCUGCUCCGACUCUUCAAGGAUCGGGCUACUAACGACAAAGGUGAUAACUUACAGGGCCACAUAGACAUUCAAGAGGAGGCCAAUCUCCUUGUUGAGAUAGAGGACAUACAUGAUGAGUUGAUGAUUCUUGAAAAAAUACUCGAGGAUCAAAAGUCUUUCAUGCAAGAUUUUGGGAUGACUUUGACGGAUGCAACUACCAGCGAUGAUGGCAACGACCAUAUAAGCAAUAGCCUUCCCGUCGAAGACCAUUUUAUCAUCGAAAAUCAUGUUCAAAGAGUUGAUUCAAUGCUGAAGAGCACCGAAAAGACCAAGAACACGGCAAGUCGCCUCCUUUUGUCCUUGCUGGACUUGAAACAAAAGCAAGCCAGCAUAUUCCAGGCCAUGGCUUCCGUCGAGUAUUCCCGACAGCAGGCCAACCAGGCCAGAGAAACGGCAAUACAGGGGCGAACGCUCAUGCUCUUCACGGUCGUAACAAUCUUAUUCCUCCCCCUCUCGUUCAUGUCGGCCUUUUUCGCCAUUGAGAUUGAUGUAUUUCCCGUCAACGAUAACGGAAAGCUUCAGCUAGACUAUAUUCUCAAAUACAUGGGUAAGUGGUGGUCAGUUACGCCAUUGUGUUGCCAUAACUGA
Messenger RNA from Pestalotiopsis fici W106-1, 2667 nucleotides. RefSeq lists its product as uncharacterized. Lineage: Eukaryota; Fungi; Ascomycota; Sordariomycetes; Amphisphaeriales; Sporocadaceae. Gene Ontology annotation, molecular function: protein binding. The transcript is spliced from 9 exons. Bases 1 to 2667 code for a protein of 888 amino acids. The record is from RefSeq and is a predicted model, not a curated record.